Molecule: messenger RNA, 4606 nt
Organism: Suillus subalutaceus
Lineage: Eukaryota; Fungi; Basidiomycota; Agaricomycetes; Boletales; Suillaceae
Exons: 14
Coding region: 173-4363 (1396 amino acids)
Biological process (GO): phospholipid translocation
Cellular component (GO): plasma membrane
Molecular function (GO): ATP hydrolysis activity; magnesium ion binding; ATP binding
Source: RefSeq, a predicted model, not a curated record
CUAUCAAUAGGGCUCAUGUCAUCAUUGACUGAAUAAUCAGCCAUCGGGCGCUGCGGCCUCGGCAUAUACAUAGUACGUAUACACUAUGACUCUUUAAACAAAAUAUCUUCUUUCCAUUAAUACUCCACCCUCCUCCCGACCCCUCCCUUCUCCUCCAGCGCUCUGAGCUCAUAUGGCAAGGCAUCGCUCUGGCGUUGCCGCCUUAUACGACAAGGUCGCCAAUUUCAACGUAGAGUCUUUAUUUGCACGUCAUCGUGGCCCGGGCACUCCUCGGACUGUAUUCUUUAACCACAAUCUCCCAGAUAGCUACUUUGAUCCAAAGGGAAAACCAAAGAAAGAGCAUGUCUACCCCACUAACCAAGUCAUCUCAUCCAAGUACACAAUCAUAACAUUCCUGCCCAGAAACCUCCUAGAACAGUUCAGGCGAAUAGCGAAUAUUUUCUUUGCAUUCAUAGCAAUUCUACAGUUCUUCCCUGAGUUUUCUACCAUCUCUCCGGGUCUCGUAGUCAUACCCAUCCUCAUCGUGCUCAGUAUCACGGCUAUAAAGGAUGGCUACGAGGACGUCAAGCGCCACCAGUCGGACCGUCACGUCAACCAUUCUCAGGCUCGCAUCCUUGCGGGUGGCGAUUGGGUCAACCCGAAUAUGAACGGUCAAAAAAGUCGGACCUUCGUCAGGGGUAUCAUCCCAAGACAGCGUCCAAAACGGAAAGACGUGGAGGCAGGUGCUGAAACCAAGCAGGACCCUGAUAUCGAGUACGACCGCGCGGAUUCAAUGGAGGAGAGUGAACAUCAUAUGUUUGGGCAUGCCGAUGAAAAUAGCAGGCCCCAUUGGCAGAAGACCAUGUGGGAGGAUAUACGGGUUGGCGAUUUUGUCAAGAUCGUGGACAAUGAGCCUAUCCCAGCUGAUAUCCUCAUAUGCGCCACAUCUGAGGAAGAGAAUGUGGCGUUUGUCGAGACGAAGAACCUUGAUGGAGAGACAAAUCUCAAGUCAAGAAACGCAUGUCCCGCCCUUACUGACUUCCACACUGCUGCCGAUUGUGUCUCCAAACUCAAUACAUUCUCUGUCGAGUGCGAUCGACCGGACACAAACAUGUACAAGUUCAAUGCCACCGUCACUCGCAACGGGGCAAAGUCCCCAGUGGAUGUACAGACGGUCCUUCUUCGCGGAACGGUACUCCGGAAUACGGACUGGGUCAUUGGUGUCGUUCUUUUCACUGGCGUCGAUACCAAGAUUGUACUUAAUUCUGGUGGUACGCCCAGUAAGCGGAGUCGAGUGGAGAGGCAGAUCAACCCCCAGGUCCUGGCAAAUCUGGCUCUUCUGGCGAUUAUGGCAGUCGUGUGUGGUAUUGCCGAUUCCAAGAUCGAAGCGACGCUAUACCAAGAGGGCGCCCCUUGGCUGUACGGCGAUGACAUUCAUAAUGAUAACCCACAGAUCAACGGACUGAUCACUUGGGCGUUUGCGCUGAUCACGUUCCAAAACAUUGUGCCCAUAUCCCUGUACAUCUCAAUAGAGUUUGUGAAGACGUGUCAGGCGCUCUUCAUCUAUUUUGAUUAUGACAUUUUCUACGCGAAGAAGAACCAACCGACCAUCGCCCGGAGUUACAACUUAUCCGAUGACCUUGGGCAGAUAGAGUACAUAUUUUCGGACAAGACCGGUACUCUGACACAGAAUUCUAUGGUCUUUAGAGAAUGUUCCAUCGCAGGAGCCGUAUAUCACGGUGAUCCCGAGGACGAUGACGUCAAGAAAACCACAGGGAGUGGUACAGAAAUCGUCCGUGAAACCAGCAACGACUCUUCCUAUGCCUCGACCUCUACACGUGGGGAUGAUCCUGCCGUUCCAUCCACUGCGGAUCCCACCGUCGUCAAACUCUCCAACGGCGUUCUUAAGCAUUUCAGCGACGAACGCCUUUCUCAAGACCUUACCCGUGCGGUAGAAGCCGAACCAGAUUCAGAAAACGCUGCUCAAGCACGCUCGCUUAAUGGCUUUUUCUCCGUCUUGGCACUUUGUCAUUCCGUUCUCACUGCUGUCGACCCUGCGACAGGCGCCAUUGAGUACAAAGCACAAUCACCUGACGAAGCUGCCCUCGUCCAAGCUGCAGCGGACGUUGGGUUCAUCUUUCGUGGACGUAACAAGGAGAUUCUACUUUUGCAAACGCCUUUCUCGAGGGAGGUCGAGCGGUAUGAACUGCUUGAUAUCUUGGAGUUCACGAGUGCACGGAAGCGGAUGAGUGUCAUCGUCAAGAAACUGGAUGAACAAGAUGAGAGAUUGUUUUUGCUCACGAAAGGCGCGGAUAAUGUCAUCUUUGAGCGGCUCAAGACUGGUGGCGAUGAUUUGAAACGGGCGACUGAGGGGCAUCUGGAGGACUUUGCGAAUGCUGGGUUGAGGACGUUGACUCUGGCAUACAAAGUUAUUCAGGAGGAUGAAUAUGAAGCCUGGUCUGAGCGCUAUCAUGAAGCCUCUACUGCGCUGGAUGAUCGUGAAGGCAAGAUCGAAGCGGUUUGCGAUGAGAUGGAGCGCGAGCUGCGACUACUUGGUGCCACUGCCAUUGAAGAUCGCCUCCAGGAUGGCGUGCCAGAAACGAUCGCUGAUCUCAAACUUGCGGGAAUAAAAAUCUGGGUUGCUACCGGUGACAAGCUCGAGACUGCCAUCGCUAUUGGGCGCAGUACGAAUCUCAUUGCUGAGGAGUCCAAUAUUAUCAUCAUCCGUGGUAACGACCGUCCGGUUCAACAACAGAUGAUUCAGGCGGUGGAGGAAUUUUUCCCGGACAGCGGCAUACUCGAUGAACACGGCCUCGUCACUAGUGCGUCUAAAUCACCAUCAACAGAAUCAGCCAGCGCCUUCCCCAUGCGGCGAGUAAGCAUGGGAGUCCGUGAUAUUGUCGGAGACGACAACGGUGAUCGACCUGGUGGAUUUGUACUUGUCAUUGAUGGUGCUGCGCUGGACCACGCCCUUACGGACGACGACCACAAGGCUCUUCUUCUCCGCCUUGCCACUCAAUGCGAGGGCGUCAUCUGUUGUCGUGUCUCUCCACUGCAGAAAGCGCUCGUGGUGAAGAUGGUCAAGGACGGUCUUGGCGUGAUGACCCUUGCUAUUGGUGAUGGCGCGAACGAUGUUAGCAUGAUCCAGGCUGCGGACGUUGGUAUCGGUAUUAGUGGUGAGGAGGGUCUGCAAGCUGUCAACUCGUCGGACUACGCUAUUGCACAGUUCCGGUUCCUCAAGAAAUUACUUCUGGUCCAUGGUCACUGGUCUUAUGCUCGUAACGGAACUAUGAUUGUCAACUUUUUCUAUAAGAACAUUGUGUGUAUUGGCGUUUUGUGGUGGUUCCAGAUCUAUUGUGGAUGGAGUUCAUCUUACGUAUUUGAGUAUACUUACCUGUUAUUCUGGAACUCGUUCUGGACGAUUGCUCCCGUCCUCGGAAUUGGUCUGUUUGAUCGGAUAGUUGAUGCUGAUGUUCUGAUGGCCUUCCCUGAACUGUAUCGCUAUGGUCGCGAACGGACUUGGUUCUCCAUGAGAUUGUUCUUGAUCUACAUGCUUGAUGGAGUCAUACAGUCUGUUCCACUAUUCUUUAUCAUCACUUAUACAUACUUCUCGACUACUACUCGCACUGAUGGAUACAGCGUCGGAUUGUAUGAGUACUCGACUACUAUGGUUUUUGCCACCGUUGUAGCUGUUAGCUUGUUCAAUGGCCUAAACACGAAUGUCUGGACUGCCUGGGUCUUCUUUGCUGUCUUUAUCGGUAUCAUUAUUCUCUGGUUAUUCACGGUUGUCUACAAUGCAAUCAGCCCAGGAUUGACAGUGACCAACGUUUAUGGCAACAAUCACUACCUGUUCACGUCGGCUUAUUUCUGGUUGAGUCAACCCCUUGUCAUCGCCAUUGCUCUCCUUCCACGAUAUCUCUAUCGCGCAUGGCAAUUGGGCUACGCGCCUGGGGACCUGGAGAUACUACGCUACAUCCGGAAGACACAGCCUGAUCUUGACAUGACAACACUUCGAAGUGAAUCGAUGCGCUCUAAACCGUAUGCGUCUUCAAGAUUGCGUCCGUCCUCACGCGCGUCACGGACGUCAAUUGCUUGUUCCAGCGUCGACAAUUUAUCAUUGGAUUUACGGAGAACACAAGAUCCGCGCUGUGCUAGCCGAACUGACAUGUCCACUGGUAUUCGCUCCGUGCACCGCGGAUUUGACUUUGCGACAGAAGAAGGUGGCGUUGCAAUGCGACGCAUGCAGACCAAUUUGUCAGAGCGAAGACAGAGUAGCCGCAACCUGCCUGCACUAGAGCAGAACCCGUCGACUCGGAAGCGCAGUCUACGCUUGUUCACCUCUCUGCGCCGGAAAAAGUCGCCUACUCUCAAGAAGGAUGAUUGAUGAGACCUUUUGAUUUGCAUGCCAUGAUUUGCUUUCUUACAUUUUAUCAACCAUUCAUCGCAUUGUGCUACUCAUCGCCCCUCUUAUUCCCACUUCACGUGUAUGGUCAUACUCACUGUAUUCCUUCCACUAUUUAUGAUAACGGGCUAUCUACUAUAACACCUCGAUGACGACGCACUGACGAAUACAUAUCAGAAUUGUUAAUACACUAUCAACUGGGAUAUAAAUGAAAUAAUAAAGUUA